AUGACAGGGAUAGAUCUUUCGUGCAAUGUACUCACCAGUUGGAUACCACAUGAGCUAGGUAACUUGACAAACCUGCACGUCUUGAAUUUAUCUCAUAAUAAGUUGUGGGGACGUAUACCUGCAAGUCUUUCAGGUCUCCAGAGCAUUGAGAGCUUGGAUUUAUCAUACAACCAUCUAAAUGGAAGCAUUCCGACUACGCUCACCACACUGGACACUCUACAGGUGUUCAAUGUCAGCUACAACAACCUAUCCAGUAGCAUACCGUAUGGAGUCCACUUCACAACUUUUGAUGCCAGCAGCUACCAAGGAAAUCCUUUCCUUUGUGGAUCUCCUUUAUCCAAGAACUGCACUACAUCUGAACCGCCCUCCAUCACAGAUAGAAGUGCAUCCCAAGACAAGGUUGAAGAUAGAGACUGGAUCGACAUGGAAACCUUUUAUGUGACCUUCAUGGUAUCUGGUGUAAGUUUGCGUUCUCUUGCUAAGGCUAUCUGA
This is a messenger RNA of Beta vulgaris subsp. vulgaris (sugar beet), 492 nucleotides long. RefSeq names its product cuscuta receptor 1-like. Lineage: Eukaryota; Viridiplantae; Streptophyta; Magnoliopsida; Caryophyllales; Amaranthaceae. Gene Ontology annotation, molecular function: protein binding. The record is from RefSeq and is a predicted model, not a curated record. Bases 1 to 492 code for a protein of 163 amino acids. The transcript has a single exon.